UGAUAACUCGCCUUCUAGUUAUUCUCCCAGACUUUCCGAAUUUGCUCGUUGCCUUCAUUCUUGAGAACAACUCAAAAUUCGCCUGUCUCUAUCAACCUCGUCCAGUUUUUAAAAGUCUACUACCUGGAAUCUAUUCUUAUUGAAUUCUGCCCAUUCCCAACUCAGAAACAUGCUCAAGCAUACUCUCCUUCUCGCAGCUUUCAUCAGCAUUGCCGCUGGUCAGAUCGGAGUGCUUGUACCACAACAAUUUUCCGAGCGAUCUAUCCCUAAAUCCGGCGGAUGGAGUCUUCAAGCAAACACAUGUCCGACUGGGACCGCUCAAUGCGGCGCAGCCUGGUGCUGUCCUAACUCCCUGACCUGCGUGCGAUCUGGACUCUCAGACAACGCCGAGGCUUGCUGUCCAACUGCCGAUACGUGUCAACCCUCUCUUCAAGCAGCCCCAGUUUGCGCAGACAGUAGUUGGAACCUUUGGAAUACUACGAACGUCGACGGUGCUGCCUCUGAUGGAUAUACAGGAUAUCUCUGUUGCUUGGCUGGCCAGAUUGGCAUACAGGGGAAUGUUGAGACUGUUGGAAUGAGUGCGAUUUGCGUUGAUCCGGGAACGCCAUUUCCUCAAAGCGUCUCUGGUACCUUGAUAGCUCCAGCCGCUGCGACGCAAUCGUCAACGAGCCAACCUACUGGUACAGCAGCAACUACAACUUCAAGCACCACAUCCACUGGUACUGCAGCUGGCUCAACGGGUAAAUCCGACGCCACGAACAUUAUCCCGGCGGCGAUACUCUCCAUCUCUGGAGUCGUGGCAAAUGUGCUGGCAGUAGCUCUCCUCCCUUGA
This is a messenger RNA of Hyaloscypha bicolor E, 832 nucleotides long. RefSeq lists its product as uncharacterized. NCBI's taxonomy places the organism in Eukaryota, Fungi, Ascomycota, Leotiomycetes, Helotiales, Hyaloscyphaceae. The transcript has 3 exons. The record is from RefSeq and is a predicted model, not a curated record. Bases 170 to 832 code for a protein of 220 amino acids.